CCCAAGUGCAUUGCCCUUAAUUUUAUCAGUGCUUACUGGACGCAAGGAUGGAGCCACCUGCGAAAAGGUCGCGGAAGCUUUUCGAUGAUGACAGCUCCAGCGAUUCUGGAGACGAGUCCGGCGGAGUCCCAGUCAACAAUGCAGACACCUUCAAAGUGAAUGAAGAGUAUGCCCGUCGGUUUGAAUACAACAAGAAGAGAGAGGAAGUACAAAAAUUGGAAUCAAAAUUAGGCAAAGGCUCUGCCUUUGGGAAACGUGGCGACGAUGAGUCUGGCGAUUCGGACGACUCGACUUCUGAAGAAGAGGACGAUGACGGAGAAUUGGCUACCGAAGCGCUUGAUGCGGAAAUUAUGGCGACCAUCAAGGCGAUCAGAUCGAAGGAUCCGCGUCUGUAUGACAAGGAAGUAAAUUUCUACAGCCAGGUCGAUGAAAACGGCCAGCCAACGACCUCUGAAAAGAAGCAGAAACCAAUGACCCUCAAAGAUUACCAUCGAGAGAACCUAUUAAGCGGUGCCAACUUGGCGGAGGAUGAUACUUCCGAAGCUCCAAAGACAUAUGCGCAGGAACAAGAGGACUUGAAGAAUGCCAUCGUCAAGGAAAUGCAUGCGGCUGCCGACCAGGGAGAUUCAUCAGCUGACAAGGAGAGUGACGGCGAUGAAGAAUUUCUCGUUGCCAAAUCAGCCCCCGAGACUCUACCGGCCUCUAAAAAAGACGUCAAGCUGGACAUUGAGAACGCAGACAAGGAUCCAGAAACUUUCCUUUCCAACUUUCUGUCAUCGCGAGCAUGGAUACCUGCUGGCAAGGCAGAUUUCCAACCUCUCGAGUCUGAUGAUGAAGAUGAUGAUCGGCGGGCAGAGGUAUUCGAAGAAGCAUACAACUUCCGCUUUGAAGAUCCUAGCAAGAUGAACGCAGCGUUGAUUACACAUGCUCGUGAUGCCACAAAUCAACAAUCAGUCCGCAGAGAUGAGAAGAGCAGUAGGAAGAAGCAAAGAGAGGCGGAGCGAUUGAAGAAGGAAGAGGAAAAGAAGCAGCGUGAAACGGAAAAGAACCGACUACGGAAACUAAAGAUGGAAGAGCUUCAAGAGAAGGUCAACCAGAUCAAGGAAGUCGCUGGCUUUCAUGCAUCUAAAUUUACUGACGAAGAAUGGGCCAAGUUCUUGGAUGAUUCCUGGGAUGACAAAAAUUGGGAAAAGGAGAUGCAGAAGCGUUUUGGUGAAGAAUAUUAUGCCGGGGAGGGUGAGGGCAAAAGACACCCAAAGAAGCCCACAUGGGAUGAUGAUAUCGAUAUCAAGGAUCUAGUACCCGACUUUGACGAGGAAGAGAACCUCGACGUCCAGCAGUCCGAUGUUGAGAUGGAUGAUGUGGACGACGUCGAGGGCGAUGAGAACGCAUCCAAGAACAAGAAGAGCAAAGCACAGGAGAGGCGGGAUCAGAAGCGUGAAGCUCGCAAGGAUCGAAUGCGUAUUGAAGAGGCACUGGAUCGCAACCUGGACCUGGAAAUUGACCUCCUCCCUGGUGCAUCUAAGAAGCAUAAGGGAGAGUUCCGUUACCGUGAAACAUCUCCCAAUAGCUUUGGCCUGACCGCACGAGACAUCUUGAUGGCCGAUGAUUCGCAGCUCAAUGAGUAUGCUGGAUUGAAGAAACUUGCUUCAUUCCGUGACCCUGAAAAGAAGCGCCGUGAUCAGAAGAAAUUAGGCAAGAAAGCUCGGUUGAGGCAGUGGCGUAAGGAUACAUUUGGCAACGAAGAAGGCCCAGAGUUUGUCUUUGGUGGUGAAAGAACGGCUCGUGGGAAAGAAGAUGGCACUGAUGCCGGGGAGGUCGAUAUCCGGGAAGGAGAACCGAAAAGGAAGAAGAGAAAGAGGUCGAAGAAGCACUAAAAGUGCCUGAGAGCAAGCUUUGCUUAUAUUUACUACUGGCAUUGGAGUUCCAUCUGCAUCCGGAACCGUUAAACCCUUUCAUUAUUUGGAGUUACUUUUCUGUACCUGUGGGCUUUAUCAAAA
Molecule: messenger RNA, 2000 nt
Organism: Aspergillus alliaceus
Lineage: Eukaryota; Fungi; Ascomycota; Eurotiomycetes; Eurotiales; Aspergillaceae
Product: KRI1 family protein
Exons: 2
Coding region: 48-1877 (609 amino acids)
Biological process (GO): endonucleolytic cleavage in ITS1 to separate SSU-rRNA from 5.8S rRNA and LSU-rRNA from tricistronic rRNA transcript (SSU-rRNA, 5.8S rRNA, LSU-rRNA)
Cellular component (GO): nucleolus; 90S preribosome
Source: RefSeq, a predicted model, not a curated record